Messenger RNA from Epinephelus lanceolatus (giant grouper), 3917 nucleotides. RefSeq names its product OS9 endoplasmic reticulum lectin (gene os9). Gene Ontology annotation, biological process: endoplasmic reticulum unfolded protein response; retrograde protein transport, ER to cytosol; ERAD pathway. NCBI's taxonomy places the organism in Eukaryota, Metazoa, Chordata, Actinopteri, Perciformes, Serranidae. Gene Ontology annotation, cellular component: endoplasmic reticulum lumen. The record is from RefSeq and is a predicted model, not a curated record.
UUGUUGCUGUCAGACAAAUGGGGAUAUGAGGCGAGAAUCAAUCAUGGCUGCUUCCUUGGUACGGUGGCUAAAAAGAUUGUACGUUUUCUUCGCGAUAUGUCCCCUAUGUGUCCCAGCCUUCUUGAACUUAGAGGAACUGAAUGAGAUGAAAUAUGGGAUUCAAAUUCUUCCCGACCCCGUCAUGUUGGGGCAGACCAAGGCAGAGGAGGUGAUGAUGGUGUCCAGUAAAUACAAGCAGCUGUAUGAGUGUCGACUUCCAGCCCAGGCCGUGAGGUUUCAUCAGGACCCUGCCUCUGAGCCUGACUCACAAGGGUACACCGGGCCUGACAUCCCAGACCUCCUCAGUCCAAUGCACACUAACCAGUGUCUAGUGAAGACGAAGGACUGGUGGACAUAUGAGUUCUGCCAUGGUCAGCAUAUCAGACAGUACCACAUGGAAGACACAGAAAUCAAAGGGGACAUUCUCUUCCUUGGUUAUUAUGAAUCUGAAUUUGAUUGGAGCAACGAAACAGCAAAGGCCUCCAAACAGCACAGGCUGAAGCGCUACCACAGUCAGACCUAUGUAAACGGCUCAAAGUGCGACCUCAAUGGAAAUCCCAGAGAGACAGAAGUCCGGUUUGUGUGUGAAGAAGGCUCGGGUGACUACAUCGCCCGGGUGGACGAGCCUCAGUCGUGCCGCUAUGUGCUGACGGUUCACACCAGUCGAACCUGCCAACAUCCUUUCCUGCGUCCGCCAUCCACUGCCAAGCCCCAGGGUAUCGUGUGCCAGCCGGCACUAAGUGCCCAACAGUACAUGGAUUAUGUCAAAGCUCAAGUCUCGGACACGAAGCGUAAAGUAGAGCAGAUCUCAGAGGAGCUAAGGAGUCUUGAUGAGAUGUUGGCAGGUAAUGAAGGGGCAGAUGGAGCAGUGGAAGUUACAGCAGAGGAGACAUCUCCUGCACCCAGUGAGGACCCGAACAUGUCGGACACAAAAGAUGCUGCUGCUGUGUCUGAGGAUGCUGGGUCAGAGGAGGCAGAAGAUUCUGAGUUCUGGGAGGGAGUCACAAAACCAGGGAGUUCAAAAACAAGUUCUCCUCAACAGGAGAAUCAGGCAGCAGAUGAUGGCUAUAACUCACUUACAGACAAUGAAGUCAUGGAUGAUGGUGAUGAAGCUGAAAAAUUCAACUUUAAAAUCAUCACUGACCCAGCAGACCUGAUGAAAUUCGUCCAACACCUGAAAGAGAGUAACAGGAAGAAAGCACAAAACCAAGCCAAAAGUCAAGGAGAGAAACCAAAAAGCGAGCGGGAAAUGGAGAAGGUCGGUGAGGAAGAGAAAGAUGAAGAUGAACGCCUGCUGCAGGAGUUUGAGGAUGAGAUGGCCGACCUCUCGGUGCCCUCUGAUAAGAUUGAAGAGAUAAAGGAGGAAAUGCAGAAGGAGUUCGACAACAUCAUAAAUGAGGCUCAGCAGGAAUUAGAGACAGAAGGUCUGAAGGGGGAGUUUGAUCGCACUCAAGCAACACAAACACUGGAAACGACACUGGACAAGCUACUCGAUCAUUUAGAGGAGAAAGACGUCCAGGACCCGGAGCAGCAAACGGCGGGAGUUCAAAGACCCAGCGACCCCACCAGAGGCAGCCCCAGCUUGGCUCCGAAGCAGCCAGACCAAGCGGCUGACGACCAUGUUAAGAUCAAAAUUACUAAGUAUAAGACGGGCAGCAGCCCUGAUGGGGAGGUGAAAGUUCAGGAGAUGGGCGAAGGAGACCCCCAGUGGCAGCACAUAAAGGACGUGGUUAAAGAACAGCUAGAGAAAGCAGGACUGAAGGCAGAAGGUAAGAUUGAGGUGAAGAUCCUGACGCGAAAAAACGCAGAGGAGACAGGUGAUCAGUGGCUGACUGAAGAGGAUACAAAGUCCUUCAGGGAGCUCCUCAUAAAUCUCCUGACUGGAGGCACAGAAGAGGUAUACAAAGAGCAAAAGAGGCAGCAGGAGUUGGAGAACAACUAUAGGUUUGUCUGGGGAGAAUCCCAGGAGGAGUCCCAGUCAUCCAGCACCUCCGACUCAGACGACGUGGACAUAUGAGCUCAUUCAGUACAUUCAGUGCACCUUUUGUGAUGGUGAACUCCUGUGGAGACCAGCAGGGAGGGGGACUCUGAAGUGCGGCCGCAAAUUUGAUAGAGAGCCCAGAUGAUUCAGUUACUGCUAUUAAACCUGGCGGAUAAUAUCAACCCACCUGUUUGCACAUUCAGAAAAUGUGUCCGUGUGUCUUGAAUAGGCAAUGUGUGUCUGUAGUAGGCACCAGUUUAUGUGUUGCACGAUGAAACCACAGCGUCUCAGCUGUACUUGUGCGGCUGAAUGAAGUUAUGCAUUUUCCCCUUUUUGAUGGGAUUCAGUUUUGAUAGAUGGUGAUGUACAAUAUAUACCUUUUUUUUAGAAAUAUGUCAGUGACUUUUACUGAAUAUGUGCAUCUAGCUCUGAAGUUGUCAGCAGCACACUGUUGAAUUGUUUGCAUUUGUCUUAUAUGUUGCUGUCCGCAAAGACGUCAUUACCUUUAAGUGACACAGCUGGGGGGGAACUGUGCAUGCCUCAACACACCAGAGGAGUGUUUGCACAGAGUGCUCAGUUUAGUGUUUACUACAAAGUAUGAUUGCGUCUGGAUUUGAAAAACAAAGGACAAACACUCGAGGGUUCACAUUCCAGUUCCCACUUGUCUUUGAAACUUUCUGACACGUUGCGUCUGGUGAUUAGAUUAAACACAACUGUAGAUUACAGAGGUGUUUGCGCACAUGCUGUGGCACUUUAUAUCUUUGGAAAAAAGGUUCUGUAUACUCUUUGUAACAUUGAUUCACAAAAAAAACUGUUUCCUUUAGGUUGUCUUGUGCUGUGAAAGGGAUGCAAAAGAAAAGCACUAAAAGGAGUGCAGGGAGAUGCAUCAUCUUAGUGUGUACUUUCAUUUCUGACAAGAAUUUAGUUGGCUUCAUUUCACAAAGAAAAACAAAGAAAGCUUCAGUGUCAGUCACGCUGAGUGUACCAAAACAAUGAAUCCAUACAAAACUUUUCUAAGGAUCCUUCAGAGGUGUACUUAAAAGGGCUGAAUUUGUAUAAUUUGUGAAUAAUUGUGACUACUUGGAACUCACCAUGUACAUAAUAAUGGCGUGAAUAGGUUUUUAAACUGAUUGGUUGUAUAUUAGCACAAAUUAGCUGGGACUUAAGUUACCUGUUGUGAAACUUGUGACUGUGCAAUCUUGUAUAUGAACCGUAAUUUCACUGUGGAGCUAAGGCGUAUACAAACUUCUCCAGACACACACGAUUGAGGCAUUUGUUCUCAAAGACGCCAGUGACCUGAGGCUCAAGAUCUGAUAAGAGUACACAGAAUAAAAAAAAAAAAAGCUUCGGGUGUGCGAGUAGGAGUGUUUCUUUACUUAGCCAACUGAAAUUGUCUUCUCAAAAAAUUAAGAUUGUUCUUGCUUGCUAUCGCACCCUUAAUGAUCCUGGGUCUGUAUCACAAAGUGACGUCAGUGAGCCAGUAAAGAAAAACCCAGAGAUAACAGAUCCUGUUUGUAAUCAGAUAACUGUUUUAUCAAGGAUCACCAAUGUGACACCAGGCAACUCAAAGAGCCAGCUCCCUCCUGCAGCUUAAAGGGAAACAAAUCACCAGUCCCAACAAUCCCUAACAAACAGGUGUGUCACAACAGUGGUGUGUCUCUGCAGUAGUCAUUUUGAUCGUCACACUUCAGCUGCACAUAUAUAAUUUGUUAACAGUGACAGCUCACAGUAGAUGCAGAGAUCCUUCAAUGGGGCUAUAUUACUGUAUAAACAACACCAUAUUGGUUUCAUACUCUGACAGAAGUCCAUUUGUGCUGCCUUGUCCUGUAAAUAAAAGUCUUUGAACACUGUUUCUUUGAAUAAAAGACACCACAUGAGUCUUCUGGACAUCAUCCAA